Messenger RNA from Fomitopsis serialis, 1710 nucleotides. RefSeq lists its product as uncharacterized. Bases 208 to 1218 code for a protein of 336 amino acids. Gene Ontology annotation, biological process: DNA strand invasion; double-strand break repair via homologous recombination. The record is from RefSeq and is a predicted model, not a curated record. The transcript is spliced from 3 exons. Gene Ontology annotation, molecular function: four-way junction DNA binding. Gene Ontology annotation, cellular component: Rad51B-Rad51C-Rad51D-XRCC2 complex; replication fork; centrosome. NCBI's taxonomy places the organism in Eukaryota, Fungi, Basidiomycota, Agaricomycetes, Polyporales, Fomitopsidaceae.
GCUGCCUCAACCUGAACUUGUGCAUCCAGUAGCCCAUUCACAUCCGGCUUUCUCUUCAUUGUAUCAUCAACGAGGUCAAGAAGCACUAUGACGCGCUGACGAACACUACGAACGCCCAGAGACCGGAGGAUCAGCUUCGUAUGUCGACAAGGUCUAGAAGCGCGCCGUAAUAUUCGAACGCGAAGCCGUUCCAAGAUCGCGCACAGGAUGGAUUCACUUCCGACCGCGGAUGAAAUGCUUGCACAGGUCCCAACGGAGACCAUGCAGAGCUUUCUGACUUCCCUUCGACAUGCUUAUCCGAUCGGUUCCACGUGCAUUCUUGCCUUGGAUGGCCAUAUCUCCAGCCUCGAUUUACAACGACCUAUCUCGCUCAGUCGAGGGGACGUUCUGGAAAUACAGGGACCGGCAGCCAGCGGCAAAAGUCACCUGCUCUACCAUCUGCUAGCUACUUGCAUUUUGCCUUCCGCGUAUAGCUCUGUCGAAAUCAGGGGAUGGGAGUGUGCCGCGGUGCUAUUCGACACCGAUGGCAAGUUCAGCGUCAAGAGGUUUAGCCAUCUCCUCCUCUUUCGUCUGUCUCAAAUCCUACGCGACGCGAAGAACACCUCACUACCUGCCAUAGAAGAUCAAGCCCUAGAGGACAUGGUGGGCCAGUGCUUGUCUCGACUGCAUAUUUUUCGGCCAUCGUCUUCUGCACAUCUGGCUACGACUCUGAUGCAUCUACCUGAUUAUCACUCGACGCACCCGUCUCUCCGAUCGUAUGAAAUCGGUCUCCUGGCUAUCGACUCCCUGAGCGCCUUCUACUGGAACGACCGAUUUCUGGGCGAACAAUGGCGCACUACCUCCGGACUUACCGCUCCAGGGAAUGCGAUAUCCACGGAACCCGUCAGUCCUUUGCGUCAAGUCAUUGUCGCUUUACAAAGUGUCCGUGUCAUGCGCGGGCCUCUCACUGUCUUGACCAACUGGGGCCUUAACUCUUUAGGGAGGGCCGUUGACGUCGGAGAGCAACAGUAUCCACUCUAUAAGCAGCACUUGCAUCCCUUCCCUUCCCCCUUCGACGCUGCAGAUGCAGAUGCUCUGCCCUCCCGCACCCACAGAGAACCUACUCAGCUGCAGUCUUCGGUCGGCCCGCUCGCUCCCACGUCGCUCAAGGCGAUAGCGCGCACGAGGCCUCGAGUUCAUCGGAGACUGGGCAAGGCUUCUCAGUUACGCAUCACAUAACACUCUACCCUGCAUCGCUCGCAUUGCUCGACAUCGAAGGGGACACUGUUCGGAGCUCCGUCAUUGCGCAGAACGGUGUCCACCGAGGCUUGAUCAGGACACCGGCAAGCGCCCACGCAACACGGUUUGCCUUCAGCAUCGUCGAGGACGACGUCGCCUUCAAAACAUCGGACGAAAUGUGAAUGGCUCACAGAGCAUUUGCGGUGCGGCGAUUGGGGUACUGAGGUGUACGUGUGCCUCUAUGUUGAUGUCUCGUGGGCUGAAGGGGCCGGUACAUGUGUCCACCUACAGCGUUUUCGUUUCGCAGUUGGCUGUUAGGAUCAUUACCUUCCGGAAAUACAUGCUCUCUGAGACAUUAAUUACCGGUUGACUUCUGUCAUCGUCACGAUGUAGUCCGGGAUAUCUGCCGUCUCAAAACGCAUCACCUCCGGAAUCCAUCAUUGUGUUGCCGGCGGGAUAGGGUUGGCAUGUGUGCUCGCAGGCAGCAAGAUC